This is a messenger RNA of Polychytrium aggregatum, 837 nucleotides long. RefSeq lists its product as uncharacterized. The coding region runs from base 1 to 837 and encodes 278 amino acids. Gene Ontology annotation, molecular function: protein binding. The record is from RefSeq and is a predicted model, not a curated record. Lineage: Eukaryota; Fungi; Chytridiomycota; Chytridiomycetes; Polychytriales. The transcript has 4 exons.
AUGCAGGUGAUCGAUUACUUGGAUGCCUACAGCAGCCUUUGCGACAAGAGAAACACCUUUGUGGUUUCAUCCAUCAAACGCGAUCUGGAGCACGCCAUCGAUGGCGGGAAUCUUCCCGAUACCUUUGAUCUCUCGGGCAACACCACCGAGCUCAGAUACACCCGCGUCAACGACGAUUACCUGGACAUUCUGCUGACGCCGAUGCGAGGUAUCGAUUUCCUGCGAAAGCUCAAUUUGUCUUACAACAACAUCGGUGACCAGGGUGCCACAAAUCUCGCCCACUUUCUGAAGGACGACAAGUAUCUGGUCUGGAUCAAUCUCAGAGCCAACGAGAUCAAGUCCCAGGGCGGCGUGGCGCUCGCCAAGGCCUUGCAGAUAAACUUGACCCUGACAGAGCUGGACAUUGGCGACAACGGGAUCGGGGACUUUGCGGGUCUCGAGUUUGCCGGCACGCUCCAGCAGGUCAACACCGCAAUACAUCGCCUGCACAUUGACGGAUGCGACCUACGGGCCACAUCCUUCAUCUCCCUCUUCACAGUGCUGCAGAACAACAACACUUGCUCGUUCCUCAACAUCUCCAACAACCUCUGCCACUCUGCGAGCCUGACCCAGACGGUUCAAAACGACAUCAUGAUCCACAUGUCCAAGAUGCUUCGGCUUAACCACACCAUCUCGCGCUUGGGGCUCAAGAAGUUUGGAAUCACGGACUGGGCCAUGGUGGACACCUUUGCCAACACAAUCAUGAACAACAGCACACUCGUGAUAUUGGAUCUGUGCAGGUGGGUCUCAUACUCGAGCGCAUAUGGAAUCCAGCAGAGCACGGCUAAAGAUCGAUAA